UGCCAUCCUGUUUGUAUCUUUUUUAUUUUGAAUUUCCGUAUAACCUAGAAAUUUUUGAUUGUAGAUUAUUGCGAAAGAUUUUGAUUCAAGAUGGGAAAACGGCAACAUCAGAAGGAUAAGAUGUACUUGACCUACACGGAAUGGACCACAUUGUAUGGUGGCAAAAGGCCCGGCCAAACAUCCAAGGAAGAAUUAAAUUUCAAGAGACUACCCUUUGAUCACUGUUGCCUCUCUUUACAACCCUAUGAAGUUCCGAUUUGCGAUUUAGACGGCAAUAUAUUUGAUUUAGAUGCACUGAUUCCCUUCCUAAAGAAGUUCAAAAUAAAUCCAGUUUCAGGUAAACCUCUGGAUUUCCAUUCACUUGUGCAACUUAAUAUGCAUAAAGAUGUGGAUGAGAAUUAUGAGUGUCCUGUAUUGUACAAACCUUUCAAUAAUAGCACUCAUAUUGUCGCAAUUGCAAAGACUGGUAAUGUUUAUUCAAUGGAAGCUGUUGAGCAGCUAAAUAUAAAGAACAAUAAUUGGAAAGAUCUGAUCAAUGAUGAAACCUUUGAGAGAAAAGACAUUAUUGUACUUCAAGAUCCUAACAAUCUACUGAAAUUUAACAUAUCUCAGUUCCAUCAUGUGAAACAUAAUCUAAGAGUUGAAACCGAGGCGGAGAUUGCUGACAGAUUAAACCCCCAAGCUCGUUUGAAAAGUAUAAACCCGGAAACAAAAUAUACAUUGGAUGAAUUGAGCAGAGAAUAUAAGUCUCCUACUAUUGAGAUAAAUAAGCAGCAAAGUUUGGAGAAAGCUGAUAAGUUUAAUGCUGCCCAUUAUUCAACAGGCAAAGUAGCAGCAAGUUUCACAUCAACUUCCUUGGCUCCUGAAAUGGUGCAUGAAGCAGCAAUAAGACCAAAUGAUGAAGUUCGGUAUGAAAGGGUAAAAAAAAAGGGGUAUGUUAGACUAGUAACAAAUUUGGGUCCACUAAAUUUAGAACUUUAUUGUAAUGAAGUUCCCAAAACUUGCGAAAAUUUUAUUAAACACUGUGAAAAUGGUUAUUAUAAUGGUACCAAGUUUCACCGGUCCAUUAGGAAUUUUAUGAUUCAAGGUGGAGACCCCACCAAUACCGGCAACGGGGGAACUUCUAUAUGGGGCAAUAAAUUUGAGGAUGAAUUUAGACCUAACCUGUCUCAUGUAGGGCGGGGUGUUGUGUCAAUGGCCAAUUCUGGUAAACAUACAAAUGGAUCACAGUUUUUUAUAACCUAUCGUUCCUGUAAACAUCUGGAUAAUAAACAUACAAUCUUUGGACAUGUUGUGGGAGGUAUGGAGACAUUGAAUGAAAUGGAGAAAAUCGAGGUGGAUAAUAAAGAUAGACCAAUUGAUGAUAUAACACUCCUAAAAGCUCAGAUAUUUGUUAAUCCUUAUGAUGAAGCAGAUGAACAGCUGGCAAAGGAAAGGGAAGAAGAGCUAGUUAAGCAAAAGGAAGAAACAGAGGAAAAAAAUCGGCCCGCUAAAAAUGUACCUUUAACAGAAUUUAGGAAAGGAAUUGGAAAAUAUAUAAAUCCAAAUGUUUUGAAGAGAACUGAAAAAGUUGAAUCAGAAUUACAGCCUAGAAAGAAAAAGACAUUCAAAACAGGGUUCAAUAAUUUUAGUAACUGGUAAACUUGCCCAAAAGAAUGUAAAAUUAUAUUUAAUUUAAUUUUGAAAUAUUACUAUUACAAUAUAAGAUGUUCUUAAUCAAGGCAAUAAAUGAAUAUUAUGUCUA
Cylas formicarius (sweet potato weevil) is the source of this 1744-nucleotide messenger RNA. Its product is annotated as RING-type E3 ubiquitin-protein ligase PPIL2. The record is from RefSeq and is a predicted model, not a curated record. The transcript is spliced from 7 exons. Gene Ontology annotation, biological process: protein folding; protein polyubiquitination; protein peptidyl-prolyl isomerization. Gene Ontology annotation, cellular component: catalytic step 2 spliceosome. Gene Ontology annotation, molecular function: peptidyl-prolyl cis-trans isomerase activity; ubiquitin-ubiquitin ligase activity. Bases 91 to 1641 code for a protein of 516 amino acids. NCBI's taxonomy places the organism in Eukaryota, Metazoa, Arthropoda, Insecta, Coleoptera, Brentidae.